GUGUGUAGAAGUUUAAGAAAUGCUGUCCACCGUUAUCUCAGCUAUGUAUUUGGUGCUGUGGGUCAGUUCUUGUGCCUUUACUUCAGCUGCGGACCAGUACAUGACCAGAGCUCUGAGGCUGAUGUCUGAGACGCCCCUCAUCGAUGGUCACAAUGACCUGCCGUGGCAGCUUCGAAAGCAAUUCAAUAAUGAGCUCAACAAAGUGGAUCUCAACACACUGGAAACAACACACACCAACAUCCCCAAGAUCAAGAUGGGACGGCUGGGAGCGCAGUUCUGGUCAGCCUAUGUUCCCUGUGACACUCAGUACAAAGAUGCAGUCAGACAAACACUGGAGCAGAUAGACGUGGUUCACAGGAUCUGCCAGAAAUACCCAGAAACCUUCAUGUUUGCCACCAGUAGCCAAGAUAUCAUGGAUGCUUUCCACAUGAACAAGACAGCCAGUCUGAUUGGGGUGGAGGGGGGUCACUCCAUAGACAGCAGUCUGGGCACCCUGCGCACCAUGUACCACCUGGGGGUUCGCUACCUCACUCUCACACACUCCUGCAACACACCAUGGGCAGAUAACUGGCUUGUUGACACUGGAUCAGAGCCAUCUCAACACAAUGGCCUGUCUCACUUUGGCAAGCAACUAAUUUUUGAAAUGAACCGUCUGGGGAUGCUGAUCGACCUGGCUCAUGUUCCUGUUGCAGUCAUGAACCAGGUCCUGGACAUGUCCAGAGCCCCUGUCAUCUUCAGCCAUUCCUCUGCCUACGGCGUCUGUCAACAUAAAAGGAACGUCCCAGAUGAUGUUCUCAAGAGAGUGAAACAAACUGAAGGAAUCGUCAUGGUGAACUUCUACAAUGACUAUGUGACCUGCAGCAAGACCGCUAAGCUCUCAGAUGUUGCUGAUCACUUUGACCAUAUAAAGAAAGUGGCUGGGGCAAGCAUCAUUGGUUUCGGUGGAGAUUAUGAUGGAGUUACCAGACUACCAGAGGGUUUGGAGGAUGUGUCCAAGGUGCCCAACCUGGUGGCUGAACUGCUGAGGAGAGGAUGGACUGAUGAGGAGGUCAAUGCUGCUCUGGGGAACAACCUGCUCCGGGUCUUGAGAAAGGUUGAGGAGGUCCGUGACAAGAUGAACGGUACAAAUCCAGAUGAUGUUCCUAUUCCAUACGAGGAGGUGAUGAACCCAUGCAGGACAAGCCACGGGUAUCCCAACGCUGGAGCCGACCAUUCACUGAGCGUGCUGCCCUUGCUGCUCACAAUGGCUCUCAUCACAUUAACAGCUAUAUAAGCUGCUUAUCAGUGCAGUUGAUUGUAUCUAAGUCAAGAGUUUGUCAAUAAAUAGUACUAAAAUCUGAAAA
Messenger RNA from Lates calcarifer (barramundi perch), 1343 nucleotides. It is a transcript of the gene dpep1, whose product is annotated as dipeptidase 1. Gene Ontology annotation, molecular function: metallodipeptidase activity. The coding region runs from base 20 to 1273 and encodes 417 amino acids. Gene Ontology annotation, biological process: proteolysis. The transcript has 10 exons. The record is from RefSeq and is a predicted model, not a curated record. Lineage: Eukaryota; Metazoa; Chordata; Actinopteri; Centropomidae.